CUCGCCUUUCGGCUCCGCCUCGUUCCCUGCAAGACUUUGUCUUCUUCUCUCUCAAUCCCGAUCGUCAUCGCCGCGAGAUUCGCCUUUAUAACUCGCCUUUCCGGUAGCCCAGCUCGACUCCAUCCCGCCGAGUCGAGCGCAAUGAGUCUACUCAGGCGAGUCGACGUCAGGGACCCUUUCUUCUGCCGGCCCUCCUCCUUCGUCGCCGAGGCCGCCGUGUUCGCCCCGGGAGCCUUCGCAUUCUCCCCGUUCCUGGAGGAUCCCGAGGACAUCUGCCUCGCGCUCGACCUCCUGAGCCCUAACCCUACCCCUGCCCCUACCCCCUUCGACCUCCUCGACACCGUCGAGGACCUGGUCCGGAUCGAGCGGACCCCGCGCUCCGCCUCCUACCGGAGGGUCCUCCAGCGGGUCAGGCCCGAGCCGCACUACCUGCAGCCCCUCUGCGACCGCGUCUCGGCUCUCGAGUCCAGGUUCGACCGCCUCGUCAGCGCCGCGGCCUCCGCCGAUCGGAAGUACACCUGGACGGCGGAGAUCGAGGGGGAGGAGGCGGACCGGAAGUACAAAUGGACGGCCGAGAUCAAGUCCGGGAAGAAGGAGAAGGAGAAGGAGAAACAGAAGGAGAAGGAGAAGCAUCACCACCAUCAGCUUCAUCAUCACCUUCCGCAUCACCGCGGUGGAGCGAAGAGCUACAAGUGGACUGCGGAGAUCAAGGAGAAGGGCGAGGAGGGGUAUACACGGACGUACACGUGGAAGUCGUCGACAGGUGGCGGCCACGAUGGCGAGGCCAAAUCGCACAGGGACAAGAAGGAGAAGAAGAAGGAGAAGGAGAAGAAGAAGGAGGAUAAGUGCGCCACGCGUGUGGUGGAGGUCGAAGAGCCCAGCCGCCGUCAUGGAGCUGUUGUUUUGAGACAGGCUUUUGCCAAGAGAACUGAGACUAUCCGAAGGGUGAGGGGAAAGAAGAAGGAGCUGUCUCCUCUAGAUGCAGCUGUAAUGAUCCAGAUGAGCUUCAGAGCUUAUCUAAUCCGUAGAUCCCAGGCUCUUCGUGCCCUUAGAGAGCUGGCAGUAGCCAAGUCUAAGUUAAAGGAAAUUCGGGGGCUUUUCCAUAAUUUCUCCUACCGUCGUCGUGUUGCUCAUGAUGCAGAGGAGCGUCAAAGGUUCGCUGAGAAGAUCAUUGUUCUGCUCCUAACCGUUGAUGCCAUUGAGGGAGCUGAUGUGAUGGUGCGGACCGCAAAGAAAUCAAUGAUAGACGAGCUGGAAGCAAUGCUGGAUGUGGUGGAUCCCCAGCCCCCGGGAAAAUCACUUUCCAUGAGGAGGACUUUUGAUGUGCCUGAUGGGGUCAUCCAGAAGGAAAUUGCAGAUGGCGUGGCACAAAUUGUGAAAAUGCUUGACCAGGAGGAGAACAGCACCACCACUUCAGAGGCUUAAUUGUCUGCGGAUCUCUCUUCGGGUGUCCUUGACCGCGGUUGAAGAUAAUGAUAAUGUUGAAGCAGUGAUCCAUUCAAUUAGAGGUGGUAGGAGAAUGAGAAUGGCCGAGUUCCAGGUUCUAAUUCGGUCCUACUUGAAAGCCCGUUUGUCAUAAUUGGACAUCUUAGUUCCAUCCGAUAUAUGGCCCAAGUUAAAGAGAACAGCGUCAUAACUUGGUCCAGUCAAUCGUUGAUUCUGUUUCCCCUCGCCCUUGAUGCUCUUGGCUCAUGGAAACUAGCAAGCUAGCGACAUCAUUUCAAUCUUAUUAACGCCUGUUAAAA
This is a messenger RNA of Eucalyptus grandis, 1745 nucleotides long. RefSeq names its product BAG family molecular chaperone regulator 7. Gene Ontology annotation, molecular function: protein binding. Lineage: Eukaryota; Viridiplantae; Streptophyta; Magnoliopsida; Myrtales; Myrtaceae. The transcript is spliced from 4 exons. Gene Ontology annotation, biological process: protein folding. Gene Ontology annotation, cellular component: plasmodesma. Bases 142 to 1425 code for a protein of 427 amino acids. The record is from RefSeq and is a predicted model, not a curated record.